AUGCUGAAACAGAUCUUAUCGGACAUGUACAUCGAUCCUGACCUGCUGGCAGAACUCAGCGAGGAGCAGAAGCAGAUCCUCUUCUUCAAGAUGAGGCAGGAACAGAUCCGGCGGUGGGAGGAAAGAGAAGCUGCUGCGGAGAGGGCUUCGGUGAAGAAGCCACCACCGAGGAAAGCCAACGGGAAGUCGGUGACAUGGAAGCUCGGUGCCGACAACGAUGUCUGGGUCUGGGUGAUGGGCGAGCAUCCUUCAGACAAGUCGUACGCGGCCAUCUGCGAGGAGAUCCAGGCACAACGGACAAAGCGGUUAAUGAGAGAGCAAGGCAAAGAGGGCAGGGAGAGCGACUCCUCUGUAACACGGUCUCUACAUCCAGAACCAGGAGUCCUGGGUGAGACGGAUCUUCAUGGGAUUAAAAAAACCACCGCGGAGGAAAAGAAGGAAAAUGGGAGAAAAAACACUGCUGCUACAACAGGGAGAAGCCAGGAGCUCACAAAGAGGGAAGCCAGGGAUGUUCACCAGAUGCUGGCAGCCUGUCACCUGAGGAAGCGUGGCAUCCAACAGAUGAAGGAAGCACAGAGGAGAAAUUCAGGAGAAGAGACCACAGCUCCCCAGGAGGCCGUACCACAGAGCCAGCCCAGCUCGGAGAGCCGCAGGACGCCGCAGAAAUCGGAUGAGAACGAGCCUGAAUGGCAGGAAUCCUUGCGGAAAUCCAAGGCAGCAGACGAGAAGAGACGCUCCCUUGCACGUCAAGCCAGGGACGACUACAGGAGGCUUUCGCUGCAGGGCAUCCACAGAGGGAAGCAGGCAGAUAUUUCCAAGGGUGCCUCGGCAGGAGAUCGGCGACCGCUCCAAUACCCGCCUCUCCCCCCCAAGCCUAAACUUGUGCCUCCUGCGAUGGCAAACGGGAGAGCGAUUAGGAAAGAGGGAAUCCAGAGGACGAUCUCCAAUUCCACCCAAGAAAGCAUUGUCAAGUGGUUCAAAGAGGAGCAGUUUCCCCUCCGAGCCGGCUAUGAGAAAAGCACGGACGUGAUAGCGCCUUGGUUCCACGGUAUUCUAACUUCAAAGAAAGCAGAGGAGCUGCUGAAUAAAACAGUGCCGGGGAGUUUUCUGGUCCGGGUCAGUGAGAAGAUCAAAGGCUACGUGCUCUCCUACCGCUCGGUGGAAGGAUGUAAGCACUUCCUCAUUGAUGCCUCCAGCGAUUCCUACAGCUUCCUCGGAGUGGACCAGCUGCAGCAUUCAACACUGGCUGACCUUGUAGACUACCACAAGGACGAACCCAUCACUUCCCUGGGGAAGGAGCUGUUGCUUUACCCGUGUGGCCAAGAGGCCCAAGAACCAGAUUACAUCUCUCUCUUUGAGUGA
This is a messenger RNA of Mesitornis unicolor (brown roatelo), 1362 nucleotides long. It is a transcript of the gene SH2D4A, whose product is annotated as SH2 domain containing 4A. The transcript has 9 exons. Gene Ontology annotation, molecular function: phosphatase binding. The coding region runs from base 1 to 1362 and encodes 453 amino acids. Lineage: Eukaryota; Metazoa; Chordata; Aves; Mesitornithiformes; Mesitornithidae. The record is from RefSeq and is a predicted model, not a curated record. Gene Ontology annotation, cellular component: cytoplasm.